This is a messenger RNA of Miscanthus lutarioriparius, 639 nucleotides long. The record is from the annotation of a GenBank genome assembly. NCBI's taxonomy places the organism in Eukaryota, Viridiplantae, Streptophyta, Magnoliopsida, Poales, Poaceae.
AUGGCGACGCAGCUCGCGACCCGGGGCCUCCCCCUCGCCUCACGCGGCCCGCCUUCUUGCGCCGCCUCCUGCUCCUCGUGCCCGCCCUCGUCUCCCCAGCUCGGUCGCCGGCCUAGCCGCCGGUUCCGCUGCUCCUCGCCACAGGUCGAUGCAGCGGCGCCGCCGGGGAAGGGCGGCGAGUACCGUCCCUCCUUCGCGGACGACCUCCUCCUCGCCUUCUUCCGGAGCAAGAUGGUGGAGGAGGUUGGAUGGGAUUCCGAAAAGCCUGGGUAUGCUGAGCUAAUGGAGGUAGCAAACCGUCUCAUGGUCAAGGGAAAGAGUGCUUUGGAGACUGAGCAAGCUGCUGUGUUCGUUGAGAAAUGCAAGUAUCUGGAAGAGAGCAAAUGCCUUGGCAUUUGCAUCAACACAUGCAAACUACCAACUCAGACUUUCUUCAAAGAUCACAUGGGCGUUGAUUUGUACAUGGAGCCAAAUUUUGAAGACUAUAGCCGCCAGUUCAACUUCGGGGUGCCGCCUCCACCUCUUGAUACUGACAAAGCCCUCAAGGAACCGUGCUUGGACAUUUGCACAAAUGCGAGGCGGCGCAGAGAGCUAGGAAGAAAUAGUAGCCCAGAUGCGCUCAGUUGCCCCCAAGUUUGA